Messenger RNA from Emericellopsis cladophorae, 675 nucleotides. RefSeq lists its product as uncharacterized. The record is from RefSeq and is a predicted model, not a curated record. Gene Ontology annotation, cellular component: kinetochore; MIS12/MIND type complex. The transcript is spliced from 2 exons. Lineage: Eukaryota; Fungi; Ascomycota; Sordariomycetes; Hypocreales; Bionectriaceae. The coding region runs from base 1 to 675 and encodes 224 amino acids. Gene Ontology annotation, biological process: mitotic sister chromatid segregation.
AUGGAUGCUGACUCGGCCGUCUCGCAAGUCCAGCGACGAAUCGAGCUCCAGAGUCCGGAAGAUCUGACAUAUCUCAUCACCAAUGUGCGGAAUGCGGCUGCUACGCGGUUGAACGAAGCGUUUCCGCAAGUCGAUGGCGGCGGGGAGGACGAGUUGAGGAACCAGAUUGAGGCUCUGGUUAAUGAGUACAUCGACAAGACGUUCACACUUGCGGCACCCAACCUGACAAUCAACGGACUACCCGUCGCCUCGGUCGAUGCUCUGCGAGAUAGCGGAUCCAUGGCCCUAGACGAAGCAUACGAGCCCUUCGAUACACGGAAACGGCAGAGAGUCGCUGAUCUGAUCACGCAAGAGGAGAAGCUGCUAGAGGACGUGGCAAGCCUGAAGAGAGCCGUGCCUGGGAAAGCAGCCGCGGAGCAUGCACAGAUGCUCCGAGAAGCGUUGCGGCGAGACGACGAGAUGGUGGGUGCCAUGGCAGCGACACAUCAAGAAAGCGCCAACGAAACGAUUACUCUGGACGGCACAGCAAGACUAGACAGGCAAGAGACGGUGGAGGGCGAGUUCAAGGACGCAGUGGAGGCACUGGGGAGGUUGAAACGUGAUAUGAGCACCGUGGUGGCCAAAAUGGAGAGGGCACGUCAAGCAGGGGAAUAUGUCAUCACGCAAGGGCGAUGA